Rattus rattus (black rat) is the source of this 2595-nucleotide messenger RNA. Its product is annotated as vomeronasal type-2 receptor 116-like. Gene Ontology annotation, cellular component: membrane. Bases 1 to 2595 code for a protein of 864 amino acids. The transcript has 7 exons. The record is from RefSeq and is a predicted model, not a curated record. Gene Ontology annotation, molecular function: G protein-coupled receptor activity. Gene Ontology annotation, biological process: G protein-coupled receptor signaling pathway. Lineage: Eukaryota; Metazoa; Chordata; Mammalia; Rodentia; Muridae.
AUGCUAUUCUCUUGGCUUUUUAUUUCCUGGUUUUUACAGAUGCCAACUCUCAUCUGCAUCAUUGCAUUCCCUUCCUGCUUUAGUGAUACAAAACACUAUUUAUAUCAAGAUGGGACUGUAAUAAUUGGUGCAUUUUUACCUAUUUUUCAAUUAUGCCCAGUGAAAGAAACAGUGAAUUGGAAAAUAUUACAUUUUGAUGUAGAACAUUAUAUGGGUGAGUCUCUCAGAAAGUACCAACUUGUUUUGGCCAUGUUAUAUGUCAUCAAUGAGAUCAACUCGAACUCCAACAUUUUACCAAACACCUCUCUGGGACUUGAGAUUUAUACUCUGCCAUAUUAUGAAAGGAAUAUUCUGAGGAAUAUAUUCCACUGGCUCACGGGCUUGAGCACCUCCAUUCCUAAUUACAGCUGUAGACAACAGAGCAAAUCAGUUGCAGCACUUACAGGAAUAUCAUGGCGAACAUCUGAAAAUAUUGAGAGACUGCUGAGUCUUUACAAAUUUCCGCAGCUUUCUCUGGGGCCUUUUGAUCAUAUUCUGAAUGACAGAAGGCAGUUUCCUUCUCUGUACAAGGUGGCCCCAAAAGAAGAAUCUCUAUUAUGUGGUAUUGUCUCUUUGAUGCUUUAUUUCAACUGGACCUGGGUUGGACUGGUCACCAGAGAUGACCACAGUGGCACUCAAUUUAUAUCACACUUGACAAAGGAGUUCGACAAGAAUAACAUCUGCCUAGCUUAUGUAUGGGCAAUAUCAGUUAUAGGGGAAACAAUAUAUCGUUUGUCAAAUAGUUUUUAUUUCAAUAAUGCGAAGUCAUCAGCAAAAGUGGUCAUAAUUUAUGGAGACAUUAAAUUUAUAUUUUUUGAAACAGAAAAUAUCUAUAGAAAGUUCAUACUGGGAAAAGUUUGGGUCACAACCUCAAAAUUGCUAGGCUCAAAAUAUACAGAAUACAACAUAUUAAGUUUAUCCCACGGAAUUCUCACUUUUUCACCCCAUCAUGGGGAGAUUCCUGGUUUCACAAAGUUUAUUAAAGAGGCUACACCUAUCAAGUACCCAGAAGAUAGUUUUCUUCAUUUCCUGUGGAGUUCAAAUUUCAACUGUUCAUUUUCACAUACUGAAUGUAAAAUACUUAAAGACUGUAUGCCCAAUGCCUCUUUGGAAUUGUUGCCAAAGAAAAAUUUUGAUAUGGUCAUGUCUGAAGAGAGUUACAAUGUGUAUAAUGCUGUGUAUGCCAUUGCCCACAGCCUCCACGAGAUGAUUCUCCACAAGUUUCAAAUUGAACCACAGGCAAACAAAGAUAGGAAUACGUAUUUCCCCUGGCAGCUUCACCCUCUUCUGAAGAAUAUUCAAGUGAUAAAUUCUAUUGGUGACCAUGUGGUCCUUGACUGGAAAAAGAAGACAGACCCAGAGUAUGAUAUUAUCAACCUUUGGAAUUUCCCAACAGGUCUUUCACUAUUUGUAAAUGUGGGUAAAUUUUCUCCAAGAUCUUCCCAAGGCCAACGAAUGUCAGUAUAUGAACAAAUGAUUCAAUGGCCCAUAGUAUUUACAGAAACCCCACAGUCUGUCUGCCAUGAGAGCUGCAUUCCUGGAUUUAGGAAAGUCAUCCCGAAGGGCAAGAUUAACUGCUGCUUUGUUUGCAUUCCUUGCCAUGAGAAUGAGAUUUCCAAUGAGACAGAUAUGGAACAGUGCAUGAAGUGUCCAGAAACUCAUUAUACAAAUGCAGAAAAGAGACAGUGCCUCAAGAAAACUAUAACCUUUCUGUCCUAUAAAGAUCCUUUGGGGAUGGGACUCGCGAUCAUGUCUCUGGGAUUCUCUGCUCUCACAGCUCUUAUUAUUGGGGUCUUUGUAAAGUACAGAGAUACUCCCAUUGUGAAGGCCAAUAAUAGAUCUCUCAGUUACAUCCUGCUCAUAACUCUCAUACACUGUUUCCUCUGUCCUUUGCUCUUCAUUGGACUUCCAAACACAACCACUUGUAUCCUGCAGGAGAAUUUAGUUAGACUUUUCUUCACAGUGGCUUUAUCAUGUGUGUUGGCCAAAAGCAUCACUGUUGUCAUGGCCUUUCAGAUUACUGCUCCAGGAAGAAAAACAAGGUGGUUGCUGAUAUCACGGGCCCCAAAUCUGAUCAUUCCAGUUUGUAACCUGAUACAAAUACUAUUCACUAGUAUAUGGCUGUGUACAGCUCCUCCAUUUGUUGAAAUGGAUGCUCACUCUGAACAUGGAUAUAUCAUCAUUCUAUGCAACACGGGUUCAACUCUUGCCUUCCAUGGAACACUGGCCUACUUGGGUGGCAUGGCUAUUACUAGCUACUUCAUGGCUUUUUUGUCCAGGAAUCUGCCUGACAUAUUUAAUGAGGCUAAGUUCCUGGCUUUCAGUAUGCUGGUGUUCUGCUGUGUCUGGGUCACCUUUCUCCCUGUCUAUCACAGCACCACAGGGAAGGCUGUGGUAGUUAUAGAAAUUUUCUCUAUCUUAGCUUCCAGUGCAAGCAUUCUAAGCCUAAUCUUUGCUCCAAAAUGCUAUGUUAUUUUGUUCAGAUCAGAGAAAAACACAAUUCAUACAAUUAGGAAUAAAAAUCUUCAUAGAAGUAAAACUUUAUUUAAAUUAUAG